Molecule: messenger RNA, 4546 nt
Organism: Prorocentrum cordatum
Lineage: Eukaryota; Dinophyceae; Prorocentrales; Prorocentraceae
Source: the annotation of a GenBank genome assembly
GAAAAAGAACAGAACGAUGCGUGCACCAACGCAGUCCAAGGCAGCAGCGCCUGCUGAAAAGGCGCUGGCUAAGCGACUGAGCACGGUCAUCGGCCUUGCGAAGAAAAACGACGUGGCAGACGAAGUGUUCCUAGUCCUCCGGGAGAUCCCAGGUGUGGGCGCGAACCUGCCAACCGGGACUGCCAGUUUAGCACGUCGCCUCGCCAGGGAAACCGCUGCGUGGCAGGAGCGUGCUGGGUGCCAGCGCAUGCCGGGCGAAUCGACUGGCGCCACCGAGGAGGAACGCAGGCUGGCGUACAGGCUUCGGAACAUCAUGCCUGCGUACCACGCUGGCGAUCUCCCCGACGAGGACCGCCAAACUUUGGAACGCCUCCCGGGCUUUGCGGCCAGCCUGGAAAGUGCCGCCGCCCGUCUCGCCAGGGACACUGCUGCUUGGCAGGCGCGCGUCGGGUGCCAGCGCAUGCCGGGCGAAUCGACUGGCGCCACCGAGGAGGAACGCAGGCUGGCGUACAGGUUUCGGAACAUCAUGCCUGCGUACCACGCUGGCGAUCUCCCCGACGACGACCGCCAAGCUUUCGAGCGCCUCCCGGGCUUUGCGGCCAGCCAAGACAGUGCCGCUGCCCGUCUCGCCAGGGACACCGCUGCCUGGCAGCGCCGUGCCGGGUGCCAGCGCAUGCCGGGCGAAUCGGCCGGGGCCACCGAGGAGGAGUGCCGGCUGGCCCGCUACUGGCGGAACAUCAUGCCUGCUUAUGUCGCGGGUGACCUCUCUCCGGAGGACGAGGCGGUCUUCGCUGAGCUCCCAGGGUUCAACGCGUUCGCGGCAUGGCGCCAGGCUUCGCCGGGGGAGCGCCUCCGACAGCGGGAGGAGAGGCAGCGCGACAAGCGCGCCGCCAAGUCAAGAGCCGAACAGGCGGCCUCGCAGCAGCGGCGCGCACUCUUGUCCGCCAUCCCCGGCCGCAAUCAACGGCGUCUUCCUGAGAGCGAGCGCAUGCUGCACGGUGCCUCCUCGACCGCUGCUGCGCGCAGGGACGCUGUUUUCCAGCGGGCGGCGGAGGUGGACGACUACCUCCAGUCGCUGCGGUUCUCUGCUUGCGACUACUGCGAGAGAGGAUGGUGGGGCACGACGCGGCGUCCGCCUGCUGGCUCUUCCACUACCGACAUCCAGGAUAAGUACAUGAACUUCAUCCUCGCGGACGAGGAGGAGUGGCUGGACCCGCGGAGGCCAAUGUCCGUGCAGUGCUCCCAGGACGUGCAGGCAGCAGCGCGCAGGGCGGCCGACAUCGGCGACUCUCCCCCGACCACGCCUCGGCUGCUCACGUCGUUCAACGACAUGACGUUUGGGCGCACUCACGAGGCGCUCGACGCCCUGACCUACUUCGAAGAGCAGCUGCUGUCUCCGAUCCAGCCCGUGGUGCGCAUCUUCACUCUGUAUGGCACUGGGCUCACUGAGGCACGUGGUCACGUCGCGAACUGGGUCCAGAAUGGGCCUGAGCUUGUUCGCGCCAUUCCCUUGAAGGCGGGUGACGCCAAGAUUCUGCUCGUCCGCCGUUUCCCGAAGGAUCCCCAGCGGAAGCAGCGGGCCCCCUUUGUUGUCAGCCGCCAGCGACUGGAGGCAGCGUUGCAACAGCUCCUGAAGCCGGAGGAUCAGGGUGGGCAUCGCGCCUUCCAACGCAAUCGCCUCGUGCGCAAUGGCCUCGCGCCUGUGAACUGGGACAACUUGAGCGCGUACGACGACACGGGCAGGGAACCAGAAGGCAUGGAGGUCAAAGUGGUCGAGCAGCACGGGCCGCUCUACCUCGACAAAGCCCUGCUUGGGAAAUGGACGGCCCUCAACUUGGAGCUCCAACUCAACGGCCAGGUGCGCCACUUCUUGGAUGGCAUCCCCCCGCCGGACCCGCGAUCCGACGCCGAUGCCGAGCAUUCCUGGGAGGAGCGGGCAUGGCCGUGGCUGUGCAAAUUCGCGCGUGACGCCAUGCUCCAACGACAGCCGCCUGCUCGCGAUGGCCAGGACAUGACUCCCGACAGGAGCCCCGAUGGCGCCCGCCCUCCACCCCCUGCUGUCGACCAGGAGCCGCCGCCCAGUGCCGACGCCAAGGUGUUGAGCGACACGGCCCUGGCAUGCUGGCUGCGAACGUGGGCACGGUGGUCCGGGUGGGAGGACAACGCCGACGUCCUGCACGUGCUCCGAGACGAGCUCACUGCGGUCCAGGAGGUGGACGCCCUCCGGCACAAUGCCGCCGAGCAUUCCGGAACGUGGGACCCGGAGAACCCUGGCGCCAAGCGCUCCGAGGAGGAGCUCCUCGAUGAGUUUUGGGAGGAGCUGGUCGAGGAACACGGGGGCCUCGCUGAGCAGACUCCGCCCUUGCAGGCGGCUGCGGGGACGGCCGCUGCCGCGCCUCCGCGACCGACCGCGCCUGUACGCCUUGCUCCUGACCGGCAGCAGGCUCCGCCGCAGCCGGCGGCAGGGCGCACGGAGCCGCGGCCUCCGGAGAGACAAGCGGACGAGACCUUCGACACCGCCAACAUGGACACGCCUUGGUACAUCAGCGCGGCCUUCGUGAAGAUCUUCCAGACGGGGGAAGGGCGAGAUGGCCGGGCAUUGCGCCACCCCCGCUUCUUCUACUUCGCCGUGAACACGCUGCUGCGCAAUAAGGCGUACCAAGAGUACGCGCCGCAGCAGCUUCUUCACAUGGGCAAAGCUGGCAUGACCCGCGUCCUGUGCGCCUACGAGACGAAUCUUCCUGGAUCUGCGGCCGAGAAGCUGUCGCAGCGGCCUGACCUCGAGUCCAUGCUUAACCAGCUCGAGGAAGAGAGCGCGCAGCAGGCUGCGGAGCAAAUGCCUUCUCGCAGUGCCAGCUUGACCACUCUGACCAACACCGUGGACCGGUGGCACCGGGACUACCUGAGCGCUUCUGGGAACCAGUCGGACGAGGCGGUCGAGCAGGCCCUGCGGCAGGCUCGGCGUGAACUCGCACAGUGGCCCGCUGCCCCGCAGGCCCCGGCGCCGCCGGGCAUGCCCCUAGCCGGGGAGGCCGGCGCUGCCGCCACGGUCCAGCGCAGCGCGGCGGACCUCCUCGCUGAGCGAGCUCCGCUACUGCAUUCUUUUCAGGAGGCCAUCGAACAGCACGCCCGGUACCGCAGAGAUGCGGAACAAGGUGGGUGCAUUCCCGCGCACUUUAUCACGCUCACUACUGCCAUAUACCACUGGUCGGACUUGGCGCAUGUGCUCGACGAGUUUGAGACUCAGACGACCUCCUAUCGACAUGGCCGCUGUGACCCCCUGGAACCCGGCGAGGGGGCGUUGACAGACGGGAAGCGGCGAGUCCUGCAGCACCCUGGCGUGGUGGCGUGGUUCUGCGCGCUGAAGCUGCACUUGUACGCGUCGUACGUGCUCGCUUACGACGACUUGUUCGGUGUCUUUGAGUGGGGCUCUGGCGGCAUCCUGCACAUGCACAUGCUUGGGUGGCGAUUCCCUGGCUUCGGCCGCUACGACUACCUGCAGGGGGACGUCCCGCAGACGCAGCGCCGCGAGGAUGCGAGGGCCAUGGCUUGGCAGCACGGCGCCGAGCUAUCCGAGUGGAACCCUUCCCGGCUCGACCAUUGGGAUACUGCAGGUGGAUUCGACGAAGACCUCACUCCCGAAAACCCAGCGACAGAGUAUGGUCCCGUCCCCGUCACGGAUGCUUCUGACUCUGACCACGAUGGCUGUGGCGCGGGAGCGGCCGCGGAGGAACCGCCCACCGCAGCGGAGACGGCCGGCAUGGCCCGCCUCCGUGCUCUGCUGCAGGACCCGACGUGGCACCCCAGUUCUCUGCCGAUGGAUCUAAAACGGAUGCUGCUCACGUCGCGCUCGGUGCUCGUGCGACGCAUGCGCCGGUGGUACUACGCAGCCCUCCUCACCAAGACCCACAUGCACGACCGCCACUCUGGCGAGCCGGUGACGCUGCAGCCUGUUUUCGGCGAUGACCCUGCCACGGAUUCUUCGGAUAGUGGGCGCGACGGGCCUGACCUGAAGGGGGGGGGCGACGUCUGUACUGAAGUGCGGGUGCUGUCCUGGAACACAAAUUUGGCAACCGAGUGUUCUUUUGUCGUGUCGGCUGCCGACGAGUCGGACGUCCUGCGCCUGCAAGAGGCCACCUCCGCGUCCGCAGCGUGGUUGCAAGCUCAGCUGCAAGACACGUUCGACGUCAUCACCCCGACGACAUGUGGGGGCGCCUGGGAUGCUGAGGGCCACGGCGUCGUCAUCGCAGUGCGCACAUCGAUGUUCGAGGUCUGCGCGACCCGGUUGCGCAAUUUACCAUCUGACCAACAGCGGGUGCUCUUGACGGUUCGUCUCCGUGCACGCGACACGCACUUGGUGAUGCUGGUGGCGACUGCCCACUUGGAGUCUGGGGCUGACCUGUCGGACGCUCGCCGCGCGCAGCUGGGUGAAGUCGUGGACCUGCUUCGCGACCCUGGCGCGGACGCUGCCGUGUUCGCCGCUGACUGCAACCUGCGCAGAGACGAGAACAUUGCAGCGUUGCAAGUCCGAGGGCUCGGCGAAGAC